CUCAUGUUUUUCCUCUUUUGUUUUGAAAUAAAUAUUUUGUUGUAGGCCAUUGGCUUUUGCAACAGGACAUAUACUGCGGUCAGAAUACGGGACUAAACCAACAUUUGAAGGACUGCAGGAUGAAAACCUAAGGUCCGAAGUGGAAUUGUCGGCAAGUAUAAAAAGAAGUGCGAGAUCUACAUCGAGUGAAGCUUUCAUAGAAAUAUCUCAAAAUAGAAAUAUGUUUACCCCUUCGCCACAAGAACCGUCAGAUCAAUCGAUGAGACUAGUAUGUGUACAAGAUAAUAUUUACGCUGAAUCAACAGAGACAGACCAUGGCAGGCUGUUCAAAAUGGAGGAUGCAUCCAGCAAGUUCCUGUGCAUGGGUAAUAUCCAUGGCAACUGUAAACAAGAAAAGUGUACAAGACUUUAUAGCGAAACACAUUUACCUUACCUUUGGCAGAUACACCUUUUUGGGGGUUGGUUCACGUUACCGAAUUCUGAAAGUGUUGAACAACUGUUCAGUUCUCCGAAAGAAAAGGAUUAUUCUUUCAAGUUUACCUAUGAAUUGGACUUAUGCAUUUUCCCUUUGGACUGUACAAUAGUGUUUGAACCAGUGACACGGGCAUUCAUUCGUGAGUAUAGUUUUGUAGAGGUCAGGCGUUUGAGCACAAUGUCUUUCAACGAGGCCGGCGAUGUGGGGGACAGCUACGUAACUCAAUGGCGAUGGUACUGGAAGGACAAUGACGGGGAAUGGAUGUUGUUUGAACCUGACUCUCUUCAGCAUACGCUUGAGGCCAAGUUUCUUGCUAAACAAACCACAUACCUGUACUGGCGUGAAAACUACAAGUGGAAGUAUACGAUUGACUUUGGU
This is a messenger RNA of Dreissena polymorpha, 853 nucleotides long. RefSeq names its product zinc finger CCCH-type antiviral protein 1-like. The annotation marks the transcript as partial. The record is from RefSeq and is a predicted model, not a curated record. The transcript has 5 exons. Lineage: Eukaryota; Metazoa; Mollusca; Bivalvia; Myida; Dreissenidae.